AUGCUGGCAACAUCCCCAUCCCCUAAUAUCCCACCUACCGCCGCCCUCGAGUCGGGUGUUGCCGUAUAUUCCUCCAGUCGACCGCAGUAUGAUCACCCGAUGAUCAAGCCUGUCAACCCUCGAACUACCGCCGUGGAACAGGCCAGUACACCCCGAAAACGUCCUCCAUCCUACGAUCUAGACUUCCAAAAGCCCCGCAGGAUACAAAGCACGCGGUCCCUCGACCGCUACAAAUACUCGCCCCGGCCUCAACCCCGCGUAAAAAUGGUUGAUGCCGCAACACAAUACUCACCCCCAAACCAACAGAAAGCUGAAAAGACCCCAACCAGUACAAUCGCAGGCCUGCAGCUGUCCGAAGGCGACGACCAUCCACCCAAGACUGCCCCCCUCCCGUCGGCUGCGAAGCGACGAGAUGACACAGUUGGCACCACCGGCACGGCUGGCACGGCCGGCGGGGCUGCUAAUCCCGCCAAAUCGGAGAGCACGACGGGUUCAGGCCAGACGAAGAGGUUGGCUGCUGAACCUCCUGCCGAACCGGAACCGCGCACAAAUGGGCUCGCGUCAGAAGAGGCGCAGACCACACAACACUCCCCGGUGAAAAAGGCGCGUCCGGAUGCCCCGCCAGUACGAAUAAUGCCGCUGCGGUAUGAGACCUGCAACACGCGGGAUCUGGUGGUGUUGAUAUCCUCAAUGCUGAUGGAGCUCAUCCGGUACAACGAUGCGAUUCCGCUGCGAGAAGGCCAGCUCACCCGCUUCCAUUCACGAGCCCCUCCGGGCAUCUCAGUCCUCGACUACCUCCAACGAUUGACCACUCACGCCACAUUAUCUCCACCGAUAUUGCUCAGUGUCGUCUACUACAUCGAUCGCCUCUGCGCGCUCUAUCCGGCUUUCACCAUCAGCUCCCUCACUGUCCAUCGAUUUCUCAUAACGAGCGCCACGGUCGCAAGCAAAGGCCUGAGCGACUCGUUCUGGACCAACAAAACAUAUGCCAGAGUGGGCGGCGUCAGUAUGAAGGAGCUCGCGCUGCUGGAACUUGAGUUUCUCACCAGAAUGGAGUGGCGCAUUGUGCCUAAACCGGAGGUCUUGGUGGAUUAUUACAAGUCACUGAUCGCUAGAAAUUCUCAGUAUCAGCUCGAAACUACAUAG
Molecule: messenger RNA, 1146 nt
Organism: Cladophialophora psammophila CBS 110553
Lineage: Eukaryota; Fungi; Ascomycota; Eurotiomycetes; Chaetothyriales; Herpotrichiellaceae
Product: phosphate system cyclin PHO80
Exons: 1
Coding region: 1-1146 (381 amino acids)
Biological process (GO): regulation of cyclin-dependent protein serine/threonine kinase activity
Cellular component (GO): cyclin-dependent protein kinase holoenzyme complex; nucleus
Molecular function (GO): protein kinase binding; cyclin-dependent protein serine/threonine kinase regulator activity
Source: RefSeq, a predicted model, not a curated record